Setaria italica (foxtail millet) is the source of this 1008-nucleotide messenger RNA. RefSeq names its product F-box protein At5g03100-like. The record is from RefSeq and is a predicted model, not a curated record. NCBI's taxonomy places the organism in Eukaryota, Viridiplantae, Streptophyta, Magnoliopsida, Poales, Poaceae. Gene Ontology annotation, molecular function: protein binding. The transcript has 2 exons. Bases 1 to 1008 code for a protein of 335 amino acids.
AUGGAGUCGGCGGCCCCCAGACCUAAGAAGAGGAGAUCAUCGGAGGCCCUGCCGCCAACGGCGACGGCGACGCCGAGUUCCGAAGCUGCAAGGACCAAGAAGACAGGCCAAGAACCACCGGCGGCCGUUGCUGAAGGAGAAGAAGGCAGCAGCCGAGGCGGUGGCGUCGACCGCAUCAGCGGCCUCCCCGACGCCAUCCUAGGCGAGAUCAUCUCCCUCCUCCCAACCAAGGAUGGCGCGCGCACCGCCCAAGUCCUCGCCUCCAGGUGGGCUCACCUCUGGCGCUCGGCUCCGCUCAACCUCGACUGCCGCGACCUCCCCGACGACGACGAGGUCCUCGCCGUCGUCUCCCGUAUCCUCUCCGCCCAUGCUGGCCCCGGCCGCGCUUCUGCGUCCCCGCGGAGCACCUCCUCCACCGCGGUGCCGCCGUGGAUUAUUCCUGGCUGCGCUCCCCCGCCCUCGACAGCCUCCAGGAGAUCGACAUGGGCUGCCGCCGGCGAUCUGGACCGGUGCAGCUCGGUGAGCGGGCAAAAGCUGCCGUCGUCUACCUUCCGCUUCUCGGCCACCCUCACCGUCGCCACCAUCUGCCGGUGUUACGGUGUCUUCCCCUACGGCGCCGGGCAAAUGUUCCAUUUCCCGCGGCUCAAGCAGCUCGCGCUCGUCCAUGUCUGCAUCUCCAAGGGCUCACUGCACAACCUCAUCUCCGGCUGCCCAGCACUGGAGUUCUUGCUUGUUGACGAAAGCUUUGGCUUUCCUUGCCUCCGGAUCAACUCCAAUACCCUUCGGGGCAUCGGCGUGCGAGCUGCGCGGAGGUCACAACAGCUCGUCAUCGAGGAUGCCCCUUGCUUGGAGAGGUUGCUGUCCGCUGAUGGUGCGGGCCCCGCCGGCCUCGAUGUGUCCGUGAAGGCUCAAGCUGCGCCUAAACUGGAGACCAUAGGCUGCGCUCCGGAUUGGUUUGGCAGAUCCAGCAGGCACGUGUUCGGAUCCACGGCUUUUCAGAUGGCUUAA